UCCAUAAAGCAAGAUAUAACCCUUUAAUUUAUGACUGAUCAAUACAGGCUCUUCUUUGCGACGUGCGUCACAAGCGUGAAAUAAAGACCCAAAGGCGCAGUUUAGCAGCCAAAGCAGUGUAAGGGACCGCUUCAGCUCCUGGAACAUUUUCUAUUUCUUUAUUCAUUUUUUUUUAAAGAAGAAGAAGAAGAAGGGGGGAAAAACCGUCGUCGCGAUCUCGCAGCUCCUCUGUCCAUCUUUAUUAUUAGCGCUUGGCUCCGCCCUCCUACCUGUAAAUCUCCCCCCGCUCUCCUCUCCUCUGGAGCGGAUCUGACGGACUCGCUCAGCUGGCCGCUCCGUGCCAGGGCUGCAGGGGGACCGAAUGGAGGCAACGACAUCCACCCGAGCGGCGCGCCAGUCCUCUCCUUAACGCAGAAUCGACAACCCAAACCGCCUGUUUGAAUAUGUAGUCUUCUGACCUGCGUUUAUUUUGUUCCCCCCACCCCUCAACCUUUAGGACUGAAUUACACGCAAAGCGUUUCCAGCCAACUGAAGGAGAGUUCAAAUCGAUUCUUCAUCCGCUGAUCGACAGGAUUCCUGAAUGGAAGACGGCUAGAGAAGGAGCACAGCCGGGAACAUUUUUUUUAUAUUGUUUUUUUCUUUUUCUUUCUUUUUUUUUUAAAUCCUCUACUGUUUGUGUGUCUGCAUUAUCAGAAAAAAAAGCAACAGCAGCCUCGGCGGCUGCAAACGACGCCGUCCCUGUCACGGCAUAUGGCGUGAAAGGGGCAGAAAAGCCCUUCAGAAUGAGAAGCGCCUAAGAUUCGUCGUUAUUAUUGCGGAUUUAAAUGCCUCACUCCAAGGGGCCACCGAGGCGCUAUUUUGGUCUCCUUUGCGUGCGCGGCGCCUGACACUGACAUUAAUAAUAAACAAUUUUCUUGCUUUAGAAACUGUAUAUUUAUGAAGAUAAUCUGGUGGGGCUGUCAAAAUCUAGUGCAAAAAUAAAAGGGGUUGAGGGGGUGUAUAUAUAUUUUUUGUUUGUUUCUAUCUGUUUUUUAAAGCAAUAUGGCUGGUGAGUGGGGCUGGGGACGCUGGCACAGGCUCUCCAAGGCUCCUCAAUGCUAGCCGAGGCACAUGGCACGGAUCCCCAUGGAAGCGACAGCUCUAUGAGGACAAACAGCAUCGAUAAUAACAACAAUCCGGACUCUUCGAUCUUAAUAUCCAAGAUGGAAGGCGUUGUCAUCCCCUACACGUCUGAGGUGCCAUGCGACGAUUAUGGACAGCGCAUGUGGUGGGCAUUCCUCGCCUCCUCCAUGGUGACGUUUUUCGGGGGUCUCUUCAUCAUCCUGCUAUGGAGGACCCUGAAGUAUCUGUGGACUGUCUGCUGCCACUGCAACAUAAAAAAUAAGGAGGCUCAGAAGGUGAAUAACCCUGCCAACAAUCCGACAGCAGACAAGACAACAAAAGGUCCUGAUGAGAAGGAGGAGGUAGCAGCAGCCAGCGAGGUGGGAUGGAUGACUUCAGUCAAAGACUGGGCUGGUGUCAUGAUCUCCGCUCAGACACUCACAGGCAGGGUCCUGGUGGUGUUAGUCUUUGCUCUCAGCAUUGGAGCCCUCGGAAUAUACUUUAUAGACUCCUCAGAUCCUAUAGAAUCCUGCCAGAACUUCUACAAAGAUUUUACACUACAAAUCGAUAUGGCCUUCAACGUCUUCUUCCUCCUGUACUUUGGCUUGCGGUUUAUAGCAGCCAAUGACAAGCUGUGGUUCUGGCUGGAGGUCAAUUCGGUGGUCGACUUCUUCACCGUUCCUCCUGUGUUUGUCUCUGUAUACCUAAACAGAAGCUGGCUUGGUUUAAGAUUUCUGAGAGCAUUAAGACUGAUUCAAUUCUCAGAAAUAUUACAGUUCCUAAAUAUUUUGAAAACAAGCAAUUCCAUCAAGCUGGUGAACUUGUGUUCCAUCUUUAUAAGCACGUGGCUCACGGCGGCUGGAUUUAUACAUCUGGUGGAAAACUCAGGGGAUCCAUGGGAAAACUUUGAAAAUUCCCAGUCGCUGUCUUAUUGGGAAUGCGUCUACUUGCUGAUGGUGACGAUGUCUACAGUGGGUUACGGGGAUGUCUAUGCAAAAACCACCCUGGGCCGCCUGUUCAUGGUCUUCUUCAUCCUUGGUGGUUUGGCCAUGUUUGCCAGCUACGUCCCUGAAAUCAUAGAGUUAAUAGGAAACCGCAAGAAAUAUGGUGGUUCCUAUAGUGCGGUUAAUGGGAGAAAGCACAUUGUGGUCUGUGGUCAUAUUACCCUCGAAAGUGUCUCCAACUUCCUCAAAGACUUCCUACACAAGGACAGGGAUGAUGUCAAUGUAGAAAUUGUUUUUCUCCAUAAUAUUUCCCCUAAUCUUGAGCUGGAAGCCUUGUUCAAACGCCAUUUUACUCAAGUCGAGUUCUACCAGGGAUCGGUUCUCAACCCUCAUGAUUUGGCCCGAGUAAAGAUCGAGUCAGCGGAUGCCUGUCUAAUUUUGGCCAACAAAUAUUGUGGAGAUCCUGAUGCUGAAGACGCUUCUAACAUCAUGAGGGUCAUAUCCAUCAAAAACUAUCAUCCCAAGAUCAGAAUAAUAACACAGAUGCUACAGUAUCACAAUAAGGCCCAUCUGCUGAACAUUCCCAGCUGGAACUGGAAGGAAGGUGAUGAUGCUAUAUGCCUGGCUGAGCUGAAAGCUGGAUUCAUUGCCCAGAGCUGUCUGGCCCAGGGCCUGUCGACCAUGCUGGCCAAUCUCUUCUCCAUGAGGUCCUUCAUUGAGAUUGAGGAGGACACAUGGCAGAAGUAUUACCUAGAAGGAGUAGCUAAUGAGAUGUACACAGAGUAUUUGUCCAGUGCCUUUGUAGGCCUCUCCUUCCCCACUGUGUGCGAGUUGUGCUAUGUGAAGUUGAAGCUGUUGCUUAUUGCCAUUGAAUUCAAGUCUGAGCAGAGAGAGAGCAGAAGCCGAAAGCGCAUCCUCAUCAAUCCAGGCAAUCAUGUCAAGCUGCAGGAAGGAACACUGGGAUUCUUUAUUGCUAGCGAUGCCAAAGAAGUAAAGCGAGCAUUUUUCUACUGCAAAGCUUGUCACGAUGACAUCACAGACCCCAAAAGGAUCAAAAAGUGUGGCUGCAAACGACUGAUUUAUUCCAAGAUGUCCGUCUACAAACGAAUGAAACUGGCAUGUUGUUUUGAUUGCGGCCGUUCAGAGCGAGACUGCUCUUGCAUGUCAGGCAGUGUACAUAGUAACAUGGACACCCUUCAGAGGGCCUACCCACUUUCCUCUGUCUCUGUUCAUGAUUGCGCAACCACUUUACGUGCCUUCUCCUCAGCUAAAUAUAAGUAUAAUGGAUUUGUCAGAUCACCAGCAGAUGGCGCUACAACACCACGGAACAGUGGAAGCCAAAAAGAGGCUGGCGUUCGAUUCAAAGCUGAUUGCAAUCUAGUUGAGGAUGAGCAUCCAUCGACUCUCUCACCCAAAAAAAAGCAGCGCAAUGGGGGGAUGCGAAACUCGCCCAACUGCUCGCCCAAAAUGAUGAGUCGACAUGAUCCCCUCCUAAUUCCUGGAAAUGAACAAAUUGAGAACAUGGACAUGAACAUCAAGAGGUACGACUCGACGGGGAUGUUUCACUGGAGCCCUUCCAAAGAAAUCGAGAAAGUCAUCCUGACUCGGAGUGAAGCCUCCAUGACUGUGCUGAGCGGUCAUGUAGUGGUCUGUAUAUUUGGGGAUGCCUCGUCCGCUUUGGUGGGGCUGCGAAACCUGGUGAUGCCUUUAAGAGCCAGCAAUUUUCACUACCAUGAACUAAAGCCUAUAGUUUUUGUGGGCUCGCUGGAAUACCUUCGGAGAGAGUGGGAGACUUUACACAACUUCCCCAAGGUCUCCAUCUUACCUGGUACACCAUUAAGUCGGGCAGAUUUAAGGGCUGUCAACAUCAACCUCUGUGACAUGUGCGUAAUACUGUCAGCCAAUCAGAACAAUAUCGAAGAUACCUCUCUGCAGGAUAAGGAAUGCAUCUUGGCAUCACUCAACAUCAAGUCUAUGCAGUUUGAUGACAGCAUUGGGGUCUUACAGGCUAAUUCCCAAGGUUUCACGCCUCCUGGAAUGGACAGGUCAUCUCCAGACAGCAGUCCAGUACAUGGCUUUGUGCGUCAGGCUUCGGUAACCACCGGAUCCAACAUCCCCAUCAUCACAGAACUAGCUAAACCUGGCAAACUACUGCCAUUGGUUUCUCUCAGUCAGGAAAAAAAAAGUGGAACCAGCAUACAAAUGAUAACAGAGCUGGUGAAUGACUCGAACGUUCAGUUCCUGGACCAAGACGAUGACGACGACCCAGACACGGAACUGUACCUCACUCAGCCCUUCGCCUGCGGCACCGCCUUUGCUGUCAGUGUACUCGACUCCCUGAUGAGUGCGACAUACUUCAACGAUAACAUCCUCACACUAAUCCGGACACUAGUCACGGGAGGAGCCACGCCAGAGCUGGAGGGCCUGCUGGCUGAGGAGAACGCUCUCAGAGGAGGCUACAGCACGCCACAGACGCUGGCCAACAGAGACAGGUGUCGCGUCGCCCAGCUGGCCCUGUAUGACGGCCCGUUUGCUGACUUAGGGGACGGUGGCUGCUACGGCGACUUGUUCUGUAAAGCCCUGAAAACAUACAACAUGCUAUGUUUUGGGAUCUACAGAUUAAGAGAUGCUCAUCUCGGCACACCAAGCCAGUGCACAAAACGAUAUGUGAUCACAAACCCCCCGUACGAGUUUGAGCUGGUGCCCACAGACUUGAUCUUCUGCCUCAUGCAGUUUGACCACAACGCUGGCCAGUCACGGACAAGCUUAUCCCACUCUUCCCACUCCUCCCAUUCCUCCAGCAAAAAGAGUUCCUCAGUGCACUCUGUGCCUCCCUCCAACAGGCAGAACCGCAGCAGUAAGAGCAGAGAGGCAAGGGAAAAACAGAAUGCAACAAGGAUGAAUAGAAUGGGCCAAGAAAAGAAAUGGUUUACAGAUGAACCGGAAAAUGCCUACCCAAGGAACAUUCAGAUCAAGCCCAUGAGCACUCACAUGGCCAACCAAGUCAACCAAUACAAAUCCACUAGUAGCCUGAUUCCACCAAUCAGAGAAGUUGAAGAUGAAUGCUGAACAGGGGCAUGAGGGUUUCUUUGCUUACUCGCCAGACAUCUGGGCGCUCUGUCUGAAGAGACGAACCGAGAUCACCAGUGGGGAUGUGAUGAUAAUACCAACAGGGGUAUUGAAGACUGACACAUUUUUCUUCACUCUUUCUUCCAGUCAAGGGUUGGACAGAAACACGGACAAGAAGGGGCCUCCUGUGUGUAUACCCUAAAUGUUGAUUCCAUACUUUGGACUCUGUUUAAUUUACAAAUGUAUCCAUAAAGAUGUACAUAAUGACAAUCAAAUAAGGACUGUACAGCCCCUUCCCUCUAGCACUUUUUUGGAAUUAUUUUAAGAAUUGACAAGAAAAAAAAAAGUACUUCCUAUUAUUCUUUGCAAUAGUUCACUUCUUCAUAAGACCAUGGAUUAAGGUGGUGAUGAGUUAUUGGAGAAUGAGGAUUCAAGCGAUAAAUUGACGAUAUCAUCUCCCAAAGAUCCACCCAGAUGCAUUGCGUAAAAACCAGCUGGGUUCAUCGUCAUCAUAUCUUCUGUCUGCUUCUGUUUUCUAUUUGCACUAAAACUAGAAAAAAAGACUUUUGACAGAACAACUGGAAGCAUCACCCCCCCAGCAGUGAAUUGUCUCAGAGGAGAUUUGCAUAUGGAUGGAAUGAAGGAGGAGGAAAAGAAAGGGAAGGGGUGCUGGGCUCUGGAUGCAUACUAAUCUUGUUCUUCGGUUGUUAUCCAUCAUGUUGUUACUUAUGGUUUGCAGAUUUACCUUGAAUCAUCACUUUGAGCAAGAGCAUUCCAGCCCUGCAGAAUAUAAUCACCUUGCAAAGCAGAAAUCUAUUAACUCAGAGAAUGGUGCAAUGAAGGUUCAUGCUUUCUUGAAAGACAACUCUGUACCCAUAUGUUUUCUGCAGAUAUGUCAUAUACCGAGGCUGAGAUUCACAUUCAACCUCACAUGUGUGCCUAAUCCCUGUUUAUAGCACACAGUGGCGGUUCCUAUACGGAUGGUACCCUAGGCAAGCCCCUUCGUCUGGAUCCUCGGAGGAAUAGAAGGAAAAUGGAACAGAAUAUUUCAGCAGUAUUCAGUGAAUUUCUGUCCAUUGUAGAAAUUUACUGUUCAGUUGUGAUCGGCAUAAGAAUUUUGGAUUUUCAACAAAUCCAGUCGAGAUCAUACAAAAAUGAUGAAACUGGUUUUUAAUUUAACAUAAUCAGACAUUUCUAAUGUGUGAUUUAACUCUGUUUAGACUGCGCAAAAACACUUGGUGGCAUUCGCUAAAUGUUGACUGGAUGUGCAAAUAAACAGAAAAGCCAGAAUGCCCCAUAAAAACCGCCACUGUUAACACAAACACUAUAGCGUUUGUGUUAUCCAUCAUCCAUUAAGAUUUGUGUGUAAAAGUGUGCAUCUCAGCCACUUGUAUCUCCUGUGUUAGUGUAAAGCAUCCACCCUCACUGGAAUGUAUGCACUGGUGCAGCCUGGAGGGAACUGCAUGUAUGAUCUUAGUACUAAAGCAAAGUUACUAACAAUGCUAAAAACUAGAGGAUUUGGAUCUACAACUAGUCAAGUUGCUUUAAAGUUAGAAUGAAAGAUCCCCAACUAUGGUUGGUCUAGCAUGAACGGCAGCUGAUUAGCGUUCCUAAACAUAUCGGCGUGGCAUCUGCGGCAGAGUAGGGAUCAAAAAGAACAGUGCUGCGUUUUCUUUUUUUCUUUUUCUUGUGUCACCCUAAAGUUGGUCCCUGUAGCAGGAAAUGCCACAUAGCGCAUAAUAGUGGGCAUCAAUAGGCCCUUCUCUGAUAUGAGCCACUGCCUGGCACAAGGUUGGCGCAGAGGCAGUAUAGAGCUUGGAUGUUCUCUGCAGCCAAUCCAGAUGUCGCAUCCCUCAAAAGUUUCAGGAGUUAACCAGCUGCGCUCUAUCCUGUAAGACUCAACCAUAGUUGGCAGAAAUGCAACAAGUCCACAGACAGCAUUGAAGUACACUGAAGAUGUGCUUGUGUUCUUAAUGACGGCCUGCUUAUGCUUGUAGAUCCAAAUCCAGCUGUUAUGGACUAAGCCUUCUAGAAAUGUGGGGGUGAAUUUCUAUAUUUAAACUUUAUUUUAUACCAUAAACAUAACUGAUUUAUAUUUAUUUUUCUAACAAAUAAUCUAGAAGGAAUUGCUUUGGAAGAUGAAUAUUCAAAAUCUUUAACAUAUCAAUUGAGUUUAAAAAAAUAAAAAGCGCUAUUUAUUUUCACAGUCUAUUUAAUUGUCCGCUGCACCCUCUAACUAACAGACUGCAUUGCUCCGUAGCAGACAAAACUCACAGCUCGGCUCUACUGAGUGCAUGCAGAAAUGAACUUGAGCUCACCUUACGCAGAGUUCAGGUGCAUUGUGUCUAUGAAAUCAUGUGUAAGGGUAGGUGGAGGUGAACUAUGUUUUGGAAGGGGGGAAGGGAAUUCAGCAACUGGAGUGAAGAGUCAAAAAGAAGAAGUUGCUCCCACUGUGUCCAGGCCAGAACUAACUGACCUUCAGGAGACAUGUUUGACCUAAAUUAGGUCUCUAGUGUGGGGAAAGAAGAUGCGAAAAUUACAGCACAGUGUGCUAGUGUUUUCAUGAGACAAAAUAAUUUAAUAAAAUAAAUAAAUAUGCCUGGGAGAUGCUGUUUGUUUACUGCAGUGAUUCUCUUCUCUAUAGACUGUAAAGGAAAAGUAACUCCAAACAUAGGAGACCCUUUUGGAAUAUGGAAAAAAAUAAAAAUAUUGUGCUAAAUAUGUUUGUGUAAACUCAACCCAUGAUAUAGAGCACAUGUCUUUCUCAAACAAAAUGAUCCGAGCUUAAGUGUUUGUCUAUUGGGUGUAACUUUAAUGGCGCUUCAUACACAUUGUCCUGAAGUGAACGUUUGGAACUGUGAUUACUUCAUUGUCACACAUUGUAGCAAAUAGAUUUCUUUUAAAAAAAAUGUGAGUAAAAUAUUUGUAGAAUUGGGAUGUUUAUAGCAGAUUUGCUAGCCUGAACACUAAGAAAUUAUUAAUGUGACAAUGACUCAAACUGAAUUGACAAAUUUAAGAAUAAAAAAAAAAAAUCUUGGGUUUUAUUUAAGAAUGCAGAGACUAUUUAAGGAAAAGUAAGAUGUGGUUAAACAUCUGAGAUAGAAGGUAGCACCAAUUCAGCAAUGGUUAUCAAAAGAGAGAACAUUGUUAGCUUUCCUGGGUUUUACUUUGUUAUAAUCCAAGAUUUACAUUCCAUUUUGUCAGCUUGUCAUCAUCUGUCACAAACUGUCACAACUGCUUCUGAUUUGUUUACACGGUAUCUUUAAGGCAUUUAAUGCUUCAAACUGACAACACAUAGAUUUAUUUUCCAUAUACUUAAUGACUGUGCUUUUUCUACCUGAGCCCCAUCAUACAACUCAUUCAAACCAGCAUUAUGAACAACAGUGGAUUAAGAUGUUUUCUUCCUACACUGUUAACAAUGUCUUUGUGUUGUAUACCUCUAAACCUUUUUUUUAAGUGCCAUGAAUCUUUUGUUUGACCGAGUAUCCUUCAGUCAUCCAGUCAAGUCCAAGUGUUUUUUUUUUUUCUCCCCCCCAACUGUGAGAAACAGUCUUGUACUGACAUGGAGAACAUCCAAGCCACCAAUGCCUCCAUGCCAGUACAGUGCCAGGCAGUGCAGUAGGUCAGAAGAAGGGCCUAGAAUUAAGUCCCACUAAAGCGAAAAGUGGCAUUCAGAAUGUUGGAGAAGAGAGUAGAAGGAGUUAGACCCCCCAGAGGUCAAAUCAUGCAUAUUGUCUCUGCUGCAGGUCUUGUCACAGCGUGCAGUGAGAUAUGGAUGACUGAAGGAUUCAAACAAAAGACCGUACAUGUUACUUCACACAGGGUUUUCAACUUCAGUCUGAGAGCAAAGAAUAUGUUAAUGUGGCAUUAGUUUUAUUUUCAGUAUUAUUGUUUAGAUUUGUUUUAGCCGUAAAAGAUGGAUAUCAUUUAUUUGCAGGACAUUGUACUAGGUAUGAUAUAUAAGAUGGGGAACAGAGGUAGGUCUCAAGUCUUAAUAACAUAUUAAGUUGCGUUCAGCACUUUUGUUCAAAUAUAUGUUGCUUUUUAUCAUUUCAGGAAGAUUUCAGAAUAUUACUGUUGAUUAUCCCAGGUAGGAGUUGUUGACAUAUUGUCAUUGCAGCAUACAGGAGUCUGACAUAGCAUUCUAAUUAGUUUGGAUGUGUUUUAGAUAUGAAGGAUAAACGGAUUAUUUGAUGGUGCUGAGUUGAUCUACCUGACUCUGUCAAAUAUAAUCUGCUGAUAAAUAUUCUGUCUUGUACAAAAAGUUUGUACAUAGAUUGUACAUGGUUUCUUUUUGUAUUUUCUCAAAUUAAAAUGGAUGUAUUUGUGUUCUAAG
Molecule: messenger RNA, 9450 nt
Organism: Gambusia affinis (western mosquitofish)
Lineage: Eukaryota; Metazoa; Chordata; Actinopteri; Cyprinodontiformes; Poeciliidae
Gene: kcnma1a
Product: potassium large conductance calcium-activated channel, subfamily M, alpha member 1a
Exons: 35
Coding region: 1095-5114 (1339 amino acids)
Biological process (GO): transmembrane transport; potassium ion transport
Cellular component (GO): postsynaptic membrane
Molecular function (GO): large conductance calcium-activated potassium channel activity
Source: RefSeq, a predicted model, not a curated record